UUUGUGGCCCUUCUUUCCACACUGGAAACAUGGCCCAAAUGUCCUUGUUGUCCCGGUUGCAUUCAGAAGUGCAGGUUUGUCACUGCUGGAAUUUUCAGCCAUGGCAUCCUUGCGUUCAUCGUCCGCUCGGAUCAGCUCCAACUGCUGCAAGUCAUCCAAGAGGUGGAGGACCAUCUUCCUCCGUUGCUGCCGAAGGGUGGUAGAGAUGCCACAGCCCCACCUCCCUUGCGCGCCUCAUGAACUUCAGCCUCCAAGUGCCGUAGUUCACUCCGUUGAAGCGUUGCGCUUCACUCAGGCCAAUCGUCGGUUUGGCCACCACAUGCCCUUGAGCAAGAGCAUCCAGGAGACUCUGCAUUUGAGAGCUGCCAGGGUUCACGGAUGACCCUGAACUAGCCUCAGCAUCUCCAUUCCCCAUGGCUCCAACUCCCCCUUUGCCUCUACAAGGCACUUAGGACUUCCACAACUCCAACGCCCUUAUAGUGAGGCGUAAUGUGACUAUAACGAGGCUCUGAUACCAGCUAUAGGUUCGCAAGCGCCUCCGGCUGACGUUGGAGAGACUGAGUUGACGUAGAAAGUUUCAGCAGUUUCUAGGGGAGAAUUUGCACUGAAAAAUGAGUUGUAUUUGAACAAGAAACAAACAAGCAUUUAUAAGCAGGCAGAAAGCUUGCGCGAAAGUAGAUCUACCGUUUCCCCGCACGCACGCAUCACCUAGAGCAACCUCAAGCACCUUAUUUUCUUAGGUUUUCUUCUACCGAUUUCUUCAAUUUCUUCCUUGCUGAUUUUCCUAGCUCCACCGCUGUUCCGCCACUUCCGCCGCUGCAGUUAGGAUUCCCGUUUUUCUUCCCGUCGUCAUUCUUUCCCUUGACAUCCGCCUUGCUAUUUCAACACCACUUCCCUUGGAACGAGAUGGGCGGUCCUCACACCGUCCUUAGCAUCGCUGCAUCCUCAUUAGGCAUAGGAAUAGGACAGUAGGGCAGUGGCGAACCACCCU
Molecule: messenger RNA, 991 nt
Organism: Closterium sp. NIES-67
Lineage: Eukaryota; Viridiplantae; Streptophyta; Zygnematophyceae; Desmidiales; Closteriaceae
Source: the annotation of a GenBank genome assembly